AUGGCGACCAAACACAAUGCCCUCAAGUUCGGCUGUCUGGCUUUUCUGACAGUGCAGAACUCUGGCUUGGUCUUGACGAUGUGGAAAUCGAGAACAAUCCCAGGCAACAGUCUAUUGGGCUACCUUCUCUCGUCCUAUACCCAGCGAAGUGACACAGAUGAUGAGCCCAACGCCAGAACAGAACAGGACAGCCAGAAACGCAGCUGGUCCAGCAAAUUCAGACGACGAGACUUCAUAGUCCUCCUAAUUCCAUCCCUCCUCUAUACUAUACAGAACAACCUGCAGUUCAUUGCUGUGUCCAACCUCGAAGCAGCCACGUUCCAGGUCGCCUACCAGGGAAAGUUACUCACCACUGCCAUUUUUGCAGUAAUUUUCCUCGGCAAGAAGCUAUCGAUACAGCAACUCUACAGCAUAAUGCUCCUCUGCGCCGGUGUCGCUUGCGCUUCGGUACCUUCCUCAAGCACGAAAAACACGUCAACCUCUGCUCAUUCACAAAAUCACGCGUUUGGUAUUGCAGCUGUAUCAGCAGCAUGUAUCAUUUCCGGAUUUGCAGGUGUCUACACUGAGUCUAUUCUGAAGAAGACCCAGCAAGGCGAAGAGAAUGAGAGUAAAGAGCGGAUGUUUUGGCUACGGAACUUCCAGCUCAGUCUUUCCAGCCUGGCAUUCGCAACCUUUGGUAUACUUGCGGUUGAUCGAGACGCGAUCCGCACGAACGGCUUCUGGCACGGCUACAACAACUGGGUCUGGGCAACAAUAGUGCUGCAAGCUGUUGGCGGACUUACUGUUGCAUUUGUUAUCACCUAUACCGACAACAUCCUAAAAGGCUUUGCGACUUCGAUCUCGGUCAUCAUCUCCACGGUGGCCUCGUCCUUGAUCUGGGCCUUCCAGCUUACUCCACUCUUCUUGCUUGGAAUGGUCGCUGUCCUCGUUUCUACUCGCAUGUAUGGCAUGUCGGCCGUCAAGGCUCUGCCUGCACCUGCACCUCAAAUCGAUGAGGAGAGUGGCUUGGAAGAAGAGAAGAUGGCUCUGCAGCAAGAAGAAGAAGGAAGCGAAGAAGACGAAGAAGCAGCAGAGGAGGCAUUGGGGAAAGUAUGA
Messenger RNA from Lithohypha guttulata, 1095 nucleotides. RefSeq lists its product as uncharacterized. Lineage: Eukaryota; Fungi; Ascomycota; Eurotiomycetes; Chaetothyriales; Trichomeriaceae. Gene Ontology annotation, cellular component: Golgi membrane. Gene Ontology annotation, biological process: pyrimidine nucleotide-sugar transmembrane transport. Gene Ontology annotation, molecular function: UDP-galactose transmembrane transporter activity. The transcript is spliced from 2 exons. Bases 1 to 1095 code for a protein of 364 amino acids. The record is from RefSeq and is a predicted model, not a curated record.